Prunus avium (sweet cherry) is the source of this 788-nucleotide messenger RNA. The record is from RefSeq and is a predicted model, not a curated record. NCBI's taxonomy places the organism in Eukaryota, Viridiplantae, Streptophyta, Magnoliopsida, Rosales, Rosaceae.
UUUUUAAUAAAUAGGAAAAAGAGAUAACAAAAAGAAGAAAAGCUACCCCGCGGGCGUCGACGUCGGGAUUCAGGACGAAGAAAGAGAGAGAGAGGCGAAGAGGGUUUGAAACUUUGAAGCUCAGCUGAUCGCGAAUUAGGAAUUUCUUCCAGAUUGCUUGAAAAGCGUGGGCGUCGAUGGAGGUACAGACAUGUGGGAAGCCCAUUGACUCGUUGCUCGAGAAGGUGCUCUGUAUGAACAUUCUAUCUUCCGACUACUUUAAAGAGCUUUACCGGUUAAAGACCUACCAUGAAGUUAUUGAUGAAAUUUACAACCAAGUAGACCACGUUGAGCCAUGGAUGACGGGGAAUUGCCGGGGCCCGUCCACCGCUUUCUGUCUGCUUUACAAGUUUUUCACCAUGAAGCUCACCGUUAAGCAAAUGCACGGUCUCUUAAAGCACGAAGACUCUCCUUACAUAAGAGCGGUUGGGUUCCUCUACUUGAGAUAUGCUGCAGACCCGAAGACUCUUUGGAAUUGGGUUGAACCCUACAUUAAAGAUGAGGAGGUAAAUGAAGCCCUUUUCAUUGCUCUUAUUGACUUAUAAUAGAUUGCUUAUGUAUUUAGUUUUCAAAAUUUUACUUUCUUAUCAUAUCUGUGGAGCUACUUUGCUUUAUAGAUGCCAAGCAUGCCCUUCUUUGUAGUUAUCAAAAAUGUUAUCUGGAAAGGACUUUUUCCCUUCUGGAAUGGAUGUUUAUGGUUUACGGAAUCUGAAUUGUGAGUGAUUCUCUGGUGCAAUUCUGCUCGAAUU